GUCUUCCCGGCUCCCCUUCUCAGGGAAGGCGAGACGCAGAGAUGCCGCCGGGGCCUCCCCGCCCCCCUUCUCCAGCCUCCGCAACAAUGGAGGGCCGGGCUGCAGAGGCCAGGGCGCCGGCCCCCGGGCCGCGAGCAGGUGGUCAGAGAAACCUUCGUGGGCCCCACUCAAGCCCAGACUUUAACCCUUGGAUUGGCCUGAAAAAGCGCUCCGAGUUCUUCUGCCCGCGCAGCCUCCCGAGGCCACCAGCAGGGGGCAGCAGACGCCGGAGCCCUCCCCUCGGUGAGCUCCGUCCCGGCGCCUCCCACACCCCCUACCUCUCAGCAGCUGGGACUCCGCCUGCACAACCCCCCCCCCCCGCCCCACCGCCCCAGGCUGGAACCUCCACUGCCGAAUUGCAGAGGCCCCAGAAAUAA
This is a messenger RNA of Suricata suricatta (meerkat), 416 nucleotides long. RefSeq names its product basic proline-rich protein-like. The coding region runs from base 42 to 416 and encodes 124 amino acids. The transcript is spliced from 3 exons. The record is from RefSeq and is a predicted model, not a curated record. Lineage: Eukaryota; Metazoa; Chordata; Mammalia; Carnivora; Herpestidae.